AUGUUGACAUUUCUCAAGAACAAAAAAAAAUUAAAAGAAAAACAACGAAAUCAACUUCCAAAUAGAAAAAUAAAUAAAAUAGAAAAAAAAAAUAUAAUUAAAUCAACUCCUUCCAAUUAUGAAAGCCGAUUACAACGAAGAAAUAUCACGAUCCUGGACCGAUGACUUACCAAAAUGUAAAAACACUGGCGCUGGAACAGCUAAACGAACACCUCAAUGGGGUGGUGGUAGUGGCAUGUCCACCCAAGAACCAGGACACAUUUCCUCUCGCACUAGAAGAAUAUCCGAUUGUAGUUUUUAUUGCGAGGUAAACGAAAACACAAGUCUCUAUGCCAUAUUCUCUGGCCACAAAGGACAAAAAGUUGCCAAAAUGGCAAUGCAACGUUUAGCUGCCGAAAUCAUACUCGGCCAAUUAAUUGACAAACGAACUGACGAAGAAGUUCAUGAAGUUUUGCGACAGGCUUUUCAAACUGUUGAAAAAUCAUACCAAGAAUCGAUUGACAAUCUUUUAGCUAAAUAUGCUGUUUUGCGUUGUCAAAUAGCUGAGAAUGUUGGAAUCUAUGAUGAAAUUGUAAGAAAUUUAGAAUCCAUCGAACAAGAGUUGGCAAUUGGAGCUAGUGCUGCAAUUUGUUUGAUUUAUAACUCUCGUUUGUUUAUUUGUAAUGUGGGCACUUGUAGGGUGCUCCUUUGUCGAACUGACAACAAUCACACUUCUCGAGCUAUUCAAUUUUCAGUUGAUCAUAAUUUGCUCAAUGAAGAUGAAAUUCUUCGACUCACUCAACUCGGAGUCGAUGUUUCACAAUUGAAACGAUUUGAUAUGUUUAAUACUAGAUCAAUUGGGUACUAUCUCGGGAAGGGAGGUUAUAAAGAUUGUCACUAUUUAGCAAAUGCUAGUGCUGAACCAAUCAUUGCUCAGCCAGAAAUUGUUGGUGGAAUAACAAUUGAUCCAUCAUUUCAAUUUUUGUUGCUAAUGUCGAGUGGAACUUGUAAAUAUUUGCAAGAAAUCUACUCCGGUGACACUACACAAGAAAAUCGACAAAUUGUACAAAUGUGUGCUAAAGAAUUGCAAUCGAAUCAUGAAGAUCUCACAGAUGUGGCUCAAGCUGUUGUAAAUAAUAUUGUUCAAAAGCAUAGAGAAACUUGUGAGAAUGGAGGAAGACGAUCUAACGACGAUUUAACAAUUCUCCUAAGAAAUUUCAAUACAAAACGCAGUAAUCGUGUCAUGUUUAAUUCUUUAGUUCAAGAGAUACGUAAUGACUUGACUAAUUGUAGUGCAGAUGAUAGCAGUUCGAUGUAUGAUACAUCGGUAAUGGGAACAAAUAUGACUGAAACAGGAUCUAUAACAUCGCAGACGAGUUCUUCGAGUCAUUUUGGAGAUAUUCAAAAAGUAACUCCUUAUGUGGAUUUUUCACAGUAUUAUGAGAAUGUUAGAGCUGCCAGACAGAAGGGGACACUGCCGGAGGGGAUUAAUUUUGAUUGAUUUUUGAUUAAGAUUUUUUGUUGUAAUAAAUUGUUUAUUGUUGUUGGAUUUA
Messenger RNA from Episyrphus balteatus (marmalade hoverfly), 1532 nucleotides. RefSeq names its product TGF-beta-activated kinase 1 and MAP3K7-binding protein 1-like. The record is from RefSeq and is a predicted model, not a curated record. Gene Ontology annotation, molecular function: protein serine/threonine phosphatase activity. The transcript has a single exon. The coding region runs from base 119 to 1480 and encodes 453 amino acids. NCBI's taxonomy places the organism in Eukaryota, Metazoa, Arthropoda, Insecta, Diptera, Syrphidae. Gene Ontology annotation, biological process: protein dephosphorylation.